Molecule: messenger RNA, 1634 nt
Organism: Symsagittifera roscoffensis
Lineage: Eukaryota; Metazoa; Xenacoelomorpha; Acoela; Convolutidae
Product: cytochrome P450 1A1-like
Biological process (GO): hormone biosynthetic process; progesterone metabolic process
Molecular function (GO): steroid 17-alpha-monooxygenase activity; heme binding; iron ion binding
Source: RefSeq, a predicted model, not a curated record
GGGAGGUCGAUUCAAGCUGUUUCUGGGUGCAAAAGAAGUUGUAGUGUUGUCUUCCGCCAGCGCUGUCCGUGAGAUCCUGCUGCACCCCAACUGUAAUUUCAGCAGCAGACCCCCCUUCAACUCCUUCUCUCUGCCCCCCGGGGGACCCAAUCUCACCUUCGAGCCUUACGGAAAAAAGUAUCUUUUCCUUCGGAAAACAGGACUCGACGCGCUAAAACUAGCUUACUGCCCUUUUGCGAAAAAGUUGCCAGAAACACAAGAGGCCCAUGAUCAAGAGGAAGAAAAUACAACCGAGGUCUUGACCGAGCUUGUUGCGAAGAGACAGGUGUCAAAUUUGAUUGACAACAUAGAGGCGGAUGGCUUGAUGACAUCAUCAGAGAAAAGUGUCAGAUGGAUGGUCAUUUCAAGCGCAUGUCAAUUGUUUACGGGAAGAGAGCUGCAGGGGCAUCUUCUGGCUGAGAAGGCGGAACAGUUCCUCUCCGAUAUGAACAAAUUUGUCCAUGUGAUCCCCUUUGCAACCCUGGCAGACACAAAUCCAUGGUUACACUACCUGUUCUGGCCCAAAAUUAGGGAGCUCAAGUCUCUUUUUCAGAGAAUGUCCGAUUUUGUUCUUGUCUUGGCGACUGAGUCUGAACCGAACUCGAUCUUCGGGCAACUGGCGUCAAGGUCACUGGCGCACGAUUUGCCCGACAACAUAUCCAGGAUGGAAUUGCUUUCAAUCGGAACUCAACUUUUCGGAGCUAUGAUACCCACGACUAGCAGCACAAUAGAGUGGGUAAUUCUAUUUCUCACAAACCGACCGGAUCUACAAUCGAAAGUCAGAGAGGAGUUAACUAAACAAGCCGAUAUAAACUUGAAGUCUCGAAGCUCGAAUGUGUAUCUAAAUGCGGUUGUUUACGAGACGCUUCGGUUCAUUACAGUCACUCCGAUAACUGUUCCUCACGCUCCUCUUGAGGAUUUCAAAGAAGAAGGAGUCUUCAUUCCGAAAGAAACUCCAGUUCUGGUGAAUCUUUGGGCAGCGAACCACGACAAAAAUGUGUGGAAAUACCCUGAAGUUUUUGACACAAGGAACUUUCUCAAGACUGUAAAGGAAAACGACACAGAAACCGAUCGCGUGAUGUUAGACCACGAGGCAGUCGAGAACCUAAUGUCGUUCGGAGUAGGAAAACGAAGAUGUCUCGGUGAAAAAUUAGCUCUGAGUUUGAUUUACUUGAUUCUGGCUGAUAUUCUCAAAAGUUUCUCGUUACAUCCCAUAAAACGCGAUGGGCGGAUAAGCGAGGAGCAGUUAAUAAGGUUGGACGUGGUUCCAAAUGAUUUUGCAGCCUACCUCCGAAAAGAGAAAAAAUAGACCUGUGAACAGAAAAAAAAUUCUGUGAAUCAACUGUCCUCAUCUGGUGAAGCAAAUAAUAUCAAUAAGGUCAUUUCAAUGUGGAAAACCAGAACGUUACCAUCUUCAUUAUAAAUCUAAUUACAAAAAAACUUAAGUAAAUAUGAUUAAAACCGAAUUCCCGUCGUAGUAGUUUUUUUUAUGAGCUUUAAGCUCCUGUACCAAGUAAAAUUAUCCGAUAAUUACCGCUAGUUAAUUUAAACAUAAUUGUGUAUUGCAGAAACAUCAAAAAAAUAACUCAAUUUUU